AUGGAGAUACCAGCUGAUAUAAAGUACAUUGCACCCUAUAUUCAACGUGGUCAAGAGCUUAGUGAAAGAGAUCCUAUCGUUUCUUACUAUGCUCAAUAUUAUGCGGUGAAAAUGGCCAUUAGCAAAGGUCCGAGUAACAAAGAAACCAAUGCGUACUUGUCACAGCUUUUGGAUAAAUUGGAGCAGGUGAAAACAGCCCUUGGCGCCAAUAAUGAAGCUAUCACCAGCGAUUUGGUGGGCUAUGCACAUCUUGAAAACUUUGCACUCAAAGUGUUUCUCAAUGCUGACAAUGAAGACCGCAGUGGAAAGGCGUCCAAGAAAACCGCCAAGACUUUCUUGGCAGCGUCCAUCUUCUUGGAACUUUUGAAAACGUUUGAUGAUUUAGAUCCAGAGAUCGAGGCAAAGAUUAAGUACGCAAAAUGGAAGGCUGCUGAUAUCAUGAAGGCCCUCCGGGAAGGUCGUACACCCACACCGGGCGCACCUGGUGAGCAGCAACAAGAAGAUGAAGAAAUGGCUCCACCUUCGAACUUUACAGCGCCUUUACCCGGUAAUGCUUCUGCUGAACUGCCUCCAAACUUUACGCCUCCGCCACCCGCCUCCGCCACACCAUCCUCGCCUGGUCAACCUUCUUCUUCUACUACUAUGUCGCAACACCCUUCUCCCCCUCCUGCUGCUACUUCACCGCCCGUCACGCCCAGUAACAGUACGCUUCCACAUGUGCCUCCACCCACAACAUCUACACCGCCUCCACCUGUCGUACAGCAAAAACAACAACCGCCACCGCCACAACCUGUUGCAGCUCCUGCACCUGUACAAACAUCAACAUCUGCAGGUACUUCAGAUACACCCAUGCUCGACCCUGGCAGUGUUGCGGCCGCACAGAAACAUGCCAAAUGGGCCAUCAGUGCUCUUAAUUAUGACGAUAUCAAGACAGCCCGCACUCAGUUAUUGACAGCGUUGAACGAUCUUGGAUAUAAUCAGCAAAAUAACUUUGGAUACUAA
Messenger RNA from Zychaea mexicana, 1002 nucleotides. Its product is annotated as Vta1 like-domain-containing protein. The record is from RefSeq and is a predicted model, not a curated record. The coding region runs from base 1 to 1002 and encodes 333 amino acids. Lineage: Eukaryota; Fungi; Mucoromycota; Mucoromycetes; Mucorales; Lichtheimiaceae. The transcript has 6 exons. Gene Ontology annotation, biological process: late endosome to vacuole transport via multivesicular body sorting pathway. Gene Ontology annotation, cellular component: multivesicular body.